This is a messenger RNA of Paraphaeosphaeria sporulosa, 634 nucleotides long. RefSeq lists its product as uncharacterized. The transcript is spliced from 3 exons. NCBI's taxonomy places the organism in Eukaryota, Fungi, Ascomycota, Dothideomycetes, Pleosporales, Didymosphaeriaceae. Bases 54 to 374 code for a protein of 106 amino acids. Gene Ontology annotation, cellular component: membrane. The record is from RefSeq and is a predicted model, not a curated record.
UCUUCUUCACUUUCGCUGGACCUACUCAAUACUCACCCCUACAUAAAGCAAAAAUGGCUCUCGACAACAUCGGCCUCAUUCUCGGCGCUCUCACUGCGGGCGGCGGCAUCACUGGCUACGUUCGCACUGGCUCUGUGCCCUCUGUUGCUGCAGGUGUCUCUGUCGGCACUCUGUACAUCCUAGGCGCCCUCCGCAUCCGCAACGCCCAACCAUACGGCGUCGAACUCGGCCUGCUCGCUUCCAUCGUACUUGCUGGCAGCUCCUUCCCUCGUGCGCUCAAGACGCAAAAGCCCCUACCAAUUGGACUCAGCCUGCUGGCUGCUUUCGGGCUUUGGGCUUUUGGUUCGGCGUGGUCGCAAGGACGCAGAAGCUAGGUUGGAAGGAAGAAGGAUUGAGAACGACAUAGUGGAACGGGCUAAGAGGCAGAGGAGUAAUAUGUUCGCGCUCGAGAUUGUACGAAUCUAGGAACAAAGCAAUGAUAUGCCCACUUGAGUUGCCCAAGUUUGCUGAAAUCGUGUCCUUUAUUCCAGAGAGUGUCUACAUGCGAGAAGUCAAAGCGGAUGAUAAUGCGACUUUUAUCUCUAAGCUUUCAGUCAGAGCGAACAUACUCCUGUGAUGACUUGUACUAGUUGCC